Molecule: messenger RNA, 587 nt
Organism: Psylliodes chrysocephalus
Lineage: Eukaryota; Metazoa; Arthropoda; Insecta; Coleoptera; Chrysomelidae
Source: the annotation of a GenBank genome assembly
AUUUCAUUCAUAAAUAAAGUGACAAUGUCAUUUGGACUGUACUGUGAUGGUAUUUUUGAAAAAUAAUAUUUUUUUGUUAGUAGUCUUACUUGAAAAUUAAGAAUCUCUUCAAACUUGGAAAAAAAUAAUGGCUUUAAAUCCACAAUACGAUGCCAUAGGAAAAAGUUUUGUACAACAAUAUUAUAUGCUAUUUGAUGAUCCUAUCCAAAGACCUAGUUUGGUGAAUAUGUAUAAUGUAGAACAUUCAUUUAUGACUUUUGAAGGAAAACAAUUACAAGGCUCUGCUAAAAUAAUGGAAAAAUUUGAGUCUCUCAGAUUUCAAAAUAUAUCUAGACAAAUUACUGUAGUAGAUUCUCAACCUAUGUUUGAUGGUGGAGUUUUAAUAAAUGUUUUUGGAAGAUUGCAAGUUGAUACUGACCCACCCCAUGAUUAUAAUCAAGUAUUUGUUCUAAAACCAUUAAAUGGCUCCUUUUUUGUCCAACACGAUAUUUUUAGGCUGAAUAUUCACAAUACUGCUUGAUUGCAUUUGAAACAUAUUUUUAUUUUACAAUAUCUAUUCAAGUUAAACAUGCAGUUUCAAAAAGAGA